This is a messenger RNA of Ceraceosorus guamensis, 438 nucleotides long. RefSeq lists its product as hypothetical. Lineage: Eukaryota; Fungi; Basidiomycota; Exobasidiomycetes; Ceraceosorales; Ceraceosoraceae. The coding region runs from base 1 to 438 and encodes 145 amino acids. The record is from RefSeq and is a predicted model, not a curated record. The transcript is spliced from 2 exons.
AUGCCUUUUGAUCCUCCAUCUCCUACAGGCACGGCCUCCUUGCCCAUGCGAGAAGUGUCUUUGGUCAGCAAGCGCGCUCAGAUACGCGGAGCAAUCAGCGCCUUGUUUGCGGGCAUGGUGACCGGGCUGCUCUGUCAACGACUCCUGCGCGUUCCAUCCAAAUACAUACUGGCAAAUUCUUUGCUUGCUGCAGGCGCGGCAGGCUACAUUUCCGCCCGAUCUGAGCUUCGAGAUGGUCUAUCAGAGCUGGAGAGGUCCAUUGCUCUUCAAAGAGGUCACUCGCCCAAUCUGCGAAAGCUGCAAGUCGGACAGCAGCUCAACGAUGACCAGGCUUCUGCAAAUGAGUGGAGCACGGCAAACGAGACGAGGUUCGAGGCGGGAGCGGGAGGAAUGAGCGAAUUUGUAGACAGGUAUGCUACUACAAGAGGAGAUCAUUGA